Molecule: messenger RNA, 741 nt
Organism: Prorocentrum cordatum
Lineage: Eukaryota; Dinophyceae; Prorocentrales; Prorocentraceae
Source: the annotation of a GenBank genome assembly
AUGACGCGCGCUCUUGAUCCAUGGCUCCCGUUUUCUUGCCCUCUGCCCUCGGCGAUGGCGCGGUGGGGGGCCCAGCGGGCUGGCGCGGCGGGGCGGCUGGCGCUGGCGGCGCUCGCAGUGCAGCUCUGCGCCGCUGCUGGCCAGGAGGAGGCCUCCGCGCGGAGCGCGACGGCGGCCCCGCCGCUGCGGGGCCCGCUGCCGGGCAAGAUAGGGGUCGUCGGCGUGGGGACCAUCGGCUCCGCGCUGGUCCAGGGCAUCCUGCGGGCGCCGCCCAGCCGCCUCGCCGACCCCCCGCCGUUCGUGCUGUCGCCCCGCAACGCUGCGAAGGCCGCUGCGCUGCGCGCCGAGUUCCCGUCCAAGGUCACCGUGGCCAGCAGCGACCAGCAGGUGCUCGACGAGGCGGCCCUGGUGGUGCUGGCGCUGCCCGGCUCCACGGCCGAGGGGGUGCUCCAGGCGCUCCGCUUCCGGCAGGGCCUCCAGGUCGUGUCGCUGAUCGCCGCGGUGAAGUUCCCCCGGCUGGAGGCGCUGCUGGGCCCGGGGGUGAACUGCACUGUCGCCCUUCCAAUGCGGGCAGUGCCAAGGGGGCAGAGGGGCGUGACGCUGGGAUUCCCGUGGCGCCCGUACGCGGAGGCGAUGUUCUCCGUUACUGGCUCCUACACCGCUGCCGACAGCCUGGAGGAUUUCACCAGUCACUGGCUGCAGUGGGGGCCUUCAUGGGGGACUUUUACAAGAGGCAGCUGA